GAUCGUGUUUGGAGACCCACCUCGCAUUUCAUCACUCGCUGUUGUUUCAUGAUCUGCAGCAGCGAUACGUUGCUGUUUUCUUGAGUGGGUUCAUUGACUCGGCACGGUUUCGCACAAUUUGUCUUGGGGAAUAGCAAUUCGCGUUGCUUUCACUGUUGUUCUAUCGAAAGAGCUUCGGCACUUCGUAUUUUGCGCGCUGAUUGUUUACGCUCCUCAUCUCUGAAGCCUUUUCUGGGUGCGAAAAGUCCUGUUUGAUUGUUUCUAUGCGUGCUGAGAACGGCCCGUCUUAGCCGCAGCUGUUGAAACUUGAGUUGAUUCUACUCGCGAGUGUCGUACGAAAGGAAACAAUCUAAAACACGACCGAAGAGGGAUUGCACAGACUGAGAUGGUGACUGGGUCGGCCUCGCCCUCUUGGAAGGAAAAACCCUGCCUCUUGGGUAUCGAUGAAGCUGGACGCGGUCCCGUUUUAGGACCCAUGGUUUAUGGUUGCGCUUACUGCCCGAUUGACCAGAAAGAGAGGAUCUCCACUCUGAAGUUUGCAGAUUCCAAGGCUUUGACAGAAUCGAAACGUGAGGAGCUGUAUGAAAACCUUAAGGCUGAUGACUUAAUGGGGUGGGCUGUGGAUGUGAUUGAUCCCAAGGAUCUCUCUGCGAAAAUGUUGCGUAGAGCGAAAGUAAAUCUCAACACCAUCUCCUUCGAGUCAGCUAUGGGCUUGAUAAGGAACACACUAGAUCUGGGAGUUUUUUUAACAGAGGUAUUUGUCGACACUGUUGGUGAUCCUGGAAAAUACCAGGACAUGCUAACAACGAAAUUCCCUGGCAUCAGAUUUACUGUGUCAAAGAAAGCCGAUAGUCUCUUCCCCAUCGUUAGCGCUGCUAGCAUUGUCGCCAAGGUAACAAGAGAUAGAGCACUGCGAGACUGGGUUGUUGAUGAGACUGGGAGAGAGGUUACCAGAGGCUUUGGGUCAGGCUAUCCUGGAGAUCCAGAGACCAAGACUUGGCUUGAAGACCAUGUCGAUCCAGUCUUUGGAUUCCCAUCUCUCGUACGUUUCAGCUGGGCAACGUGCAAACCAUAUUUAACAAAAGGCGGUGUUUUUGUUUACUGGGAAAGCGCUGAUGAUGAUGAAGAUGAAGUGGAAAAAAAGCAUAAGCCUAAACACGUUGGAGAACAAUCUUGUGCUCGUAUGAGGCAUUCAUACUUUGAAAGGCGUCAGUUACAGCAGGUGAUUACUCGCCUCUAGCAGGCUUAUUCUUUAACAAUGACGAAAUGUUCUUUGUAGCUUUAGAGGACUUUCUUAGAUGGUGUGGAGGCAAGUGCCAGGAUCAGCAAUGCUGAUCUUGGUGGCAAACAUUUCAAAGAACUAGGAUCUUAGCGUGACUUGAUCAUACUUGUAGGGGCACCUGGAUUAGUUUCUUUUGGUAAUUCAAGUGGAUGGAAGAACUUUCGUUAAUCGUGAUUGCUAGUUAGCAGGAAUGGUUAAGUCUUAUAUUGCGACGCAGUCGCUGUUGUGGGUUUUGCCUGUGUUUCAAAAUUACAUAUGCAAUCGCCAUUCUGGCUGAACAAUAUUCCUGUUUCUGCA
Messenger RNA from Physcomitrium patens, 1579 nucleotides. Its product is annotated as ribonuclease H2 subunit A. Lineage: Eukaryota; Viridiplantae; Streptophyta; Bryopsida; Funariales; Funariaceae. The record is from RefSeq and is a predicted model, not a curated record. Gene Ontology annotation, cellular component: ribonuclease H2 complex. Gene Ontology annotation, biological process: mismatch repair; DNA replication, removal of RNA primer. Gene Ontology annotation, molecular function: RNA-DNA hybrid ribonuclease activity; RNA binding.